UCAUCAGUCAUCUCAUUUCUCUCAACAAACCAAAACAAAUCAAGUCAGCAAAGAAAAAAAAACAUGGCUGCUUCUACUUCUAUGGUCUCAGCUGCCGCGGCUGUUACCACCAUUAACCGGGUCGCACCCUUCAAUGGUUUGAAAUCCUCGGCCGCUUUCCCAGCCAUCAAGAAGUCCGAGAACGAUUUCACCUCCAUCUCCACCAACGGAGGAAGAGUGCAGUGCAUUCAGGUGUGGCCAACAACUGGGUUGAAGAAAUUCGAGACAUUAUCGUACUUGCCACCUCUGACCGAAGAACAAUUGGCCAAGGAAGUGGAUUACCUUCUUCGCAACAAUUGGGUUCCUUGCCUUGAAUUCCAAUUGGAGGAGUUGAAUGGAUUCGUUCACAGAGAAUACAACAGCUCUCCAGGGUACUAUGAUGGAAGAUAUUGGACAAUGUGGAAGCUACCCAUGUUCGGGUGCACUGACUCGAGUCAAGUUUUGAAGGAGUUGGCCGAGGCCAAGAAGGCUUACCCAUCCGCAUUUGUCCGUAUCAUUGGAUUCGACAACAAGCGUCAAGUCCAGUGCAUCUCCUUCAUUGCAGCCAAGCCUGACGGUUACAAAUAAAUUUAUAUGCACUAGCUACAAUCGAGGAUUAUUAUGUUUUCAAUAAAACUCGUCCCAACCAAUUACCAAAAGGUCUUCCCUUUUUGUUAUUUGAAUCAUUGUCAUUAGUUUGAUGAUGAUUUGUACUCUAUUCUACGAGUUUUUGUAUUUACCAUUUUAAGUGAAUUUCAAUGUAUGUUUGUUUGUUAUUGUU
Impatiens glandulifera is the source of this 799-nucleotide messenger RNA. Its product is annotated as ribulose bisphosphate carboxylase small subunit, chloroplastic-like. The transcript is spliced from 3 exons. Bases 64 to 606 code for a protein of 180 amino acids. Lineage: Eukaryota; Viridiplantae; Streptophyta; Magnoliopsida; Ericales; Balsaminaceae. The record is from RefSeq and is a predicted model, not a curated record.